AUGGUAAGUCGUGAAAGAUCGUGUCCAGGCUUCGAUGCGAUCCAGAAGAACGACAACGAACGAGUGACAUUCCAAAACAAAGUGCUCACCAAAGGCGAGAAUGGAGGCGAUGCUCGCGAGCCUUUAUUGUUCAAUCGACCUCGAAAAAAACUCCCGAGGAAAAUGAUCCCGUCCAGAUGCCGCGUCAGCUGCAUCCUCCAUGGGAGUCCGGUCUCACCUUCCGACUGGAUAUGUUAUGGUACCCUGACGCGUGCUGAAGAUACCGCGCCAUACCUUCCGUACCAGUUCCAGUAUUCGAUUGAGCAUCCCGAGGGUGGGCAGAGCUCUCGCGUCGAGAAAGGAAACAGGGAUGCGGUCACAGGCUCUUAUCAGAUAACCACAGCGGAUGGAUUGAAACGAAUCGUGAACUAUGUGGCCGAUGGGAGCGGCUUUCGGGCUUUUGUCGAUUCGAAUGAGCCGGGAGUCAAGAGCGGUGAAUACCCUGCCCCCGAUAAUGCGGGCAAGGAGUACGUUCCAGACAGAACGGAUGUUGCGCCAGCACCCGCGUCUCGAGCGCUCCCUGUCCCAGGUUUCCGCAAAAUACAACACGUUCAUGAGACCCCUCUUUACCAGGAGGUGCCCGUACGAACUGCCGGUCGCACGUACUAUCAAGAUUUCAUACCCCAGGAGUUCUCUCCACAGAGACCCUUGCACGUGGUGUCGAACGCUCAGCCCGGGCUGAGUUUCCCUCCGAGACAAGGCCGUAAACUCGAGGAUGUUGACGCUGUCUCGCCUGUUCUAACUCUGAGACCGGAUCCUCGAGAAGAGAGAGGUCUGCCUCAACAGGAACCGGUCAGCGAACAAGUAGCCCAUAGUCCAACACUGUACUUCAACACGCCGAAUAAGGAGGAAGAGGGUGGAGCGAUCAUCACGAAGAACAAUCUGAAUCCACCCGUGAAAUUUUUCCCGCCCGGAAGCGGCAUCGCUCAGCGAGGGCGACCAUUCCAACCGUCUGUUCCUCAAAUCCAAAACCAUCAUCCCAAGAACUACCCUGUGCAGAACCCGAGUGAGCUUCUAUCGGUGGAUGUGCAGCCCGUAGAUAAGAGACUGGGCGAUCUGCUACCCGAUUUCGAAGACGUGCAUCAUCCGUAUGAGUUCAAGUUCAGCAGUGGUCUCCACGGUCAUAAGCAAAGCGGAGAUAGCACAGGAAAGGUCAAAGGCGAGUACUACCUGCGCGGCCACGAUGGACAGCUGCGCAAAGUCGUAUACGAAGCCGAUAAGAAUGGGUUCCGAGCCCAUGUGGAUUCGAAUGAGUUCGGGAUCGUCAGUCAUAAGCCAAACAACGCCACGAUAACCCGAACUGGGAAAUUGCCGCAAUACACGGGUUUCUACGAUCGCGCUCCGGAUAACGUUCACAAGCCGGAAAGAGCACUUGAGCGGCCUCCACGACCCUCUGUAUACGUCGGACACGACGUUGGACUCUUGAUCGACAACAACGGCCGCUUCCAGGACCCGGAGAGCUGGCGUCAGCCGCAGCAAUCAUUCGUCCCCGCCUCGAUCUCACGCGGGAACUCGCGAAGGGAGCCUCCGCGUGAUCAGGGUAUCGACACAUCCGGAAAAUUCGACUCUCGGCGCAAGCCUGAAAGACCAACCGAUCCUUUCACGGAUCUCAAGCAGCGACCUGAGAAUCUCGACAUUGUCGAGCCCGUAGCCCCGCAGUCUCCGCAGAGGGUGCAUCCUGGCUCUCGUUCACGUCAGACCUUCGCGCCCAUUAACGCUAGAGAAGAACAGCCGGGAAAUCGACCGAGUGCGCCGCGACAGUAUCAAACGCCGUCCAUUCCCAGUACUCCGACGGUUCCGAACAAUCCGCGGUCGGAUCGAGAAAGACCCAAUCGAGGCUUCCCAGCCGCCCAACGCGCCGUUCAAAAUGAUGGAACAGUCCGAGUACCAGAAGCCAACACCCCGUCAAGGAACUACCGGGAGAGAAAUGCUGAGAACGUUCCGAUCAACACAUCCGAGCGACUUAGGGAGCCAUAUACCCCUGUUCAGAGAGGAGACUUCCGCCAGCCUCAUCACGGACCCGGGUUCGGCUACCAGUUCAGCACGAGUCACGAUCAGGAAGUCGCAGAAGUCCCUCCUCGCUUCUCCCGACUCGACAACCCUCAGCUGCCUCCGGCUGCUCGGACUCCUCAGAGAGACGCGACUCCGAACGCUGCGAGGUCUCCCCCCUCAGGCUUGAACUUCAACUUCGGAUCUCAGGUCGUCCAGCAACCGCCGACGGACCGAGUUCCGGCGCGUACUGGCAACAGGUCGCCAUUCGAACAAGCGGACCAAAGGCCUUUCCGGGAGGAUCCGCGACGAGGUCGACUCCUGGUACCGGCUGUGAUCAUCGAGGAGAAGAAUGAUGCGCCGAGCUACUUCGAUGGAACUUAUCAGCCUUUGAGGGACCCUCCACCGCAGCGCAAUGUGGCGCCUCCUCAAGCUAGAGCCUUUGGACGGCCUGCAUCUCCGAAUCUCAAGACGCCGGCAUCAGAAGCGCUCAGGAGCGGUCCCGGAGCUACCGUCUCCCCAGCGCCGAUCAAAAAAUUCGGACCCCCAGCUGCGACUCCGCUUCCGUCUGAGUUCCAGGGCCCAACCAGCAGCGAACUCAAUGAAGCCACGCCAACCCCAUCCACUGGGGAUGUCACGACGAGGCAUCCCAACGCUGCGCGAGCCGGAAAAUCUAGUCCUCUCCUUCGGAUGUACGAUAACGGCGUAGUUAUCGGAGGUCCCGAGCCUCAGAAAAUCAACUAUGACCCAAUCAACGAUAACCCUGCUCGACAGGGAAGGAAUUUGAACGACGGAGACCAACACAGCGGGUACGCGCCGCGUAAUUUCGGUCCGGUGUACUACAAUAACGUGGAUCAGAUCAACCACUACAGCAAUUUCGCCGAGACGUCCGAACCGAAUCGGAAUGCACGUGUCGUUCAUGAAACGGUCACCCAUCAAGUGGAAGUGCCAAAAUUUGGUCCCACGACGAGCUCUCCACUGGAUCGGACGGCUUUCAGUCCCGCCGACGGCGCAGACCUCAUGUCCUUCGCAGUGAGGAAAGUCUCACGCAGAAGACGGAGGAAGCAGAGGUAUCAGAACCAACAAAGUGUUCAGCCAAAUAAUAACGAGAGAAAACUCCCCGAUGAGCGAGGCGAAUUCCGUUCCACCGAGCAGCCGGAGUAUCCCACAGCUAGACGCGGGAAACAGUUGAGUAUUCCGCGGUUCGAACGUUUCGGUACAUCGAACCCGAUUUUGGAACAGAGUCCCGAGAGACAAGUGCCGAUUUACUCGCCCUAUAAGUUCGGCUUUGACGAUCGAUACGACGGUGGCCGGAUAGCGCGGCAUGAAGAGUACGACGGAACCGGACGGGUAAGCGGAUUCUACACCAUUGAAGAUCCCGAUGGACGUCGACGACUCGUGAAGUAUGUCGCAGACGAGAACGGUUUCCGGGCCCACGUCUUGACGAACGAGCAAGGAACUGACAAUCAGGAUCCGGCGCAGAUCAAAGUCUACUCGACAAGUCCCCACUAUGUUCCGCAACAUAUCACCUUCAAUGGUGUGCCUCUGGUAGCGUGA
Molecule: messenger RNA, 3585 nt
Organism: Galendromus occidentalis (western predatory mite)
Lineage: Eukaryota; Metazoa; Arthropoda; Arachnida; Mesostigmata; Phytoseiidae
Exons: 16
Coding region: 1-3585 (1194 amino acids)
Source: RefSeq, a predicted model, not a curated record